AUGGAGUCGUCUGUUGCAUCGCUGAUGGACCACCUUAAUGGGGUGGAGACGCGCCGUCGUGUGGUGAUGAUGAAGCGCAAAGAGGCAGAGACGAGACUCGCCUUUGCAACAGAAGAACAGCAGCAACUCGAGCAGCAGAGCGCGUUGAACGAGGCGCGCGAGGCCGAGCUCAAGAAGGAGCUGGACCACCUGCUGGAGGAGCAGCGACAGGUGCAGCUGCAGCUCAUGUCCGGCACGGACACGGUGCGCCACAGUGAAGUGGAGGAGGCGCUGCUCAUCGAGCACGUGCGGGCGCAGGCAAGCAAAGCGGAGGCCCUUGUCGCGGCAUGGCGCGGUCACGCGCAGGAGUUGGAUGAGGUGCACCAGGCAUGGGGGAAUGAUGAUGCGGCAGCCCCGCUUCAGCAGCGCAUUGCGCAUCUCGACAGCGAAGCGGCGCGUCUGUGCGGGGAGAAGGAGCAACGCGAGCGCGCCAUCACGGCAGCGUUGGAGGCGCACGCGUUGCGCGCUGCAGGUGUUGCAGCCGAUCCCGGGCAGUCAACGCCGACGGGCGAUGGCGUUGCGGCAAUCCAGCUGGGAGAGCAGCUGGGGCUCCAGCAGCGUGAGUUGGCAGAGCUGCAGGCGCAACACGCCCGGCAGCUCGCGGCGCUCGAACGCGAGGUCGCGGACCUCACGAGCCGCUCGGUGGAGUUGGCGCAGUGGCUCACCGACACUGUCGGCUCACGUGACCAAGUACUCAUGAACAUUCAGCUGCUGCAGUUGUGUUUGAGCAGUGGCAUAUGCGCGGCGUGCCGCCAAUCGUCGUGA
Molecule: messenger RNA, 804 nt
Organism: Trypanosoma grayi
Lineage: Eukaryota; Euglenozoa; Kinetoplastea; Trypanosomatida; Trypanosomatidae
Exons: 1
Coding region: 1-804 (267 amino acids)
Source: RefSeq, a predicted model, not a curated record